Molecule: messenger RNA, 4127 nt
Organism: Manihot esculenta (cassava)
Lineage: Eukaryota; Viridiplantae; Streptophyta; Magnoliopsida; Malpighiales; Euphorbiaceae
Product: DEAD-box ATP-dependent RNA helicase 46
Exons: 8
Coding region: 312-3758 (1148 amino acids)
Cellular component (GO): ribonucleoprotein complex; nucleus; cytoplasm
Molecular function (GO): protein binding; RNA binding; RNA helicase activity
Source: RefSeq, a predicted model, not a curated record
GUGUUUUUCUCUGGAAAUCUGCCAAAAGCGAGAAAACCCUAUGGUCUGUAACGUGCCGCUCAACGUCUAGCAUCCUUUCCACAAAUAGUCGGGGAUCGGAGAAGUACAGGGCCGUAAAUUUCACCGUCUUCCGUCCAAAGCAAGUUGUUUUUAGGCGCAUCGUGGUUAUUUCAGUAAUCAACAAGGGAGGGGAAGCUCAAUCAACCGCCAGCAACAUCAACGACGACGGCGCGAGGCUACGCCGACUGGGUUUGAUGACUCUGAUCUAUUUCUCCAACCGAUUGUGAUCUUGAGUUUGAUAAAUACCAGGUAUGACCACAGCAGAACCAGCUCCAGCUUCCCUUGGGCCUCGUUAUGCCCCGGAGGACUCCACUCUUCCUAAACCUUGGAUGGGGCUGAUUGAUGGAAGUACUGGACUUCUAUACUAUUGGAACCCUGAAACUAAUGUCACACAGUAUGAAAAGCCAGCCCCGCCUGUCCCACCUCCUUCUACCACUACACCAAAGCUGGCUCAGAUACCAAUGGUUCAUUCAGUACAACCAAAUGGUAUGAUGGUGCAAACUACAGUACAACAGGGGCAGCAGACAAAUCAAUUACCUCAGCAGGCUCCCUCACAACAGAUUACUCGGUCAACACAACAGCAGGGGCAACAUAGUAGCCAAUUGGCUCUCCAGCAUGGACAACUAAUGGCUCAGCAGUCGGUUCUCCCUGUGGCACAAGUUUCUAAUCAACAGGUUGCACAACAGCAAGGUCCUCAGCCAGGGCAAGGCGCGCAACAGCCAGGGCACCUGAGACCACAAAUGAUGCAGCAUCCAGGUCAGCAGAUGUUAUCUAGCAUUGGGCAGCAAAUUUCUCAGCAGGGAGUUCAGCAGUCAAUGCAGCAACAAACAAUGCAGCAGACGCCUCAUCAAGUAGGGCAGAACAUGCUGCAGCACCAGAACUUACAGAUGUCACAACCCCAAGGACAGCAAUAUGCAUAUCAGCAUUUUAUGACUUAUCCGCAAAGCAUGCCUUCACACAACCAGCAAGGCUCAACGCAGCAGUUUCCUAAUCAACAUGAUUACAAGGCAGCAUUCUCAAAGAUGGGGGAAACUGAUUUUCAGCAGGGAAACCAAUCUAGUUUUUCUCCAUCUCAUUUUCAACAAGCUGCUGUGUCUCAGAAUAUGCCUGCAGGAGGUGAUUCAGUUUCAACACCCCAGGCAGGUCAACCUCAGCAGUUCAGUGGCUUUGCUGUCAAUAUGCAACAGCCUGCCUCCAUGACUCAGCUGCAGCCAAUUGGGGCUGAUUUAGUUAAUCAGAAGCAUGGUCAAAGGUUUCAAAAUCAAGUCGGUCCAUCCAUGAUGCAUAAUCAGCAGUCUAAUGUACCUCCUGUUGGAUUGACGACGGGUUGUGAGCAGAACAUACAUGGAAGGACUGGCAAUGAUUACUGUUUCAAUCCUAAAAUAGAAGGGCCCAUAGUUAGUCCUGGUCAGCCUAACCUUGCAGCCAUGCCAAUGGGAAUAAAUCAGCAGGAGUCAAGGAUGGGUGGUGUAACAUUUCAAAAUCACACAACUGGUUAUGCUGGUGGAUUUAAUCCCACUGGGCAUAGCAUGCAUAGCAUGUACAAUCAUGCAACUGCUGGUCCUCCAUUUCCAAACAAUGCUUUGAUGAGACCCCCUUUUGUUGGAACUCCAGAUAUUACUAACCUCUCACCUGUGGAAGUUUACCGACAAGAGCAUGAAGUCACAGCUACGGGUGACAACGUUCCAGCUCCGUUCAUCACAUUUGAAGCCACUGGUUUUCCUCCUGAGAUUUUGAGAGAUAUUCAUGCUGCUGGCUUCUCAUCUCCUACUCCGAUCCAGGCACAAACAUGGCCAAUUGCAAUACAAAAUCGGGAUAUUGUGGCAAUUGCUAAAACUGGUUCUGGUAAAACAUUGGGCUAUCUGAUCCCCGCCUUCAUUCUUCUUAGACAGUGUCGUAAUAAUCCUCAGAAUGGCCCUACUGUACUGGUUUUGGCUCCUACUAGGGAGCUUGCCACACAAAUACAAGAUGAGGUGAUAAAAUUUGGUCGAUCUUCAAGGGUAUCUUGCACGUGCUUAUAUGGUGGUGCUCCCAAGGGCCCUCAACUUAAAGAGCUUGAUCGAGGCGCAGAUAUUGUUGUGGCCACUCCUGGUCGACUCAAUGAUAUCCUUGAAAUGAAGAAGAUAGACUUUGGGCAAGUUUCACUCCUUGUGCUUGAUGAGGCUGAUCGAAUGCUUGAUAUGGGAUUUGAACCUCAAAUUCGGAAAAUUGUUAAUGAGAUACCUCCACGGAGACAGACACUUAUGUACACUGCAACCUGGCCAAAAGAAGUGAGAAAAAUAGCAAGCGAUCUUCUUGUUAAUCCUGUUCAGGUGAACAUUGGUAGUGUUGAUGAACUGGCUGCAAACAAGUCCAUCACACAGUAUGUUGAAGUGGUCCCACCAAUGGAGAAGGAGAGGCGCUUGGAGCAGAUACUCAGAGCACAAGAGAGAGGUUCAAAGGUUAUUAUUUUUUGUUCUACUAAGAGGUUAUGUGACCAGCUUGCACGCAGUGUUGGGCGUAACUUUGGGGCUGCUGCAAUCCAUGGAGACAAGUCACAAGGGGAAAGAGAUUGGGUUUUAAAUCAGUUCAGGAGUGGAAAGUCACCAAUUUUAGUUGCCACUGAUGUUGCUGCCCGAGGUCUUGAUAUCAAAGAUAUAAGGGUAGUGAUAAACUAUGAUUUCCCUACUGGAAUUGAGGAUUACGUCCACCGAAUUGGUAGAACUGGAAGGGCUGGUGCAACUGGUGUGUCUUACACCUUUUUCUCUGCGCAGGAUUGGAAAUAUGCAGCUGAUUUGGUCAAAGUUUUGGAGGGAGCUAACCAGCAUGUGCCACCAGAGGUUCGAGAAAUGGCGUUGCGUGGUGGGCCUGGUAUUGGCAAGGAUCGAGCUGGGAUGAACCGGUUUGAUUCUAGCAGUGGUAAUGCUGGUGGUGGGCGUUGGGAUUCUGGGGGCCGUGGUGGAAUGAGGGAUGGCAGUUUUAGCGGCCGUGGUGGAAUGAGGGAUGGCAGUUUCAGCGGCCGAGGUGGAAUGAGGGAUGGGAAUUUUGGUGGACGUGGUGGGAUUAGGGAUGGAGGCUUUGGUUUCCGGGGUGGUGCUAGGGAUGGCCCCUUUGGUGGACGAGGUGGGAGAAGUGACUCAUUUUCUGGGCGUGGAAAUAGGGGACGUGGGUAUGGUGGUUGGGGUAGGAAUGAACGUGGCCUACAUGAUCGCCACAACAAUAUGGAUAGUCGCGGACGUGGCCGUGGACGGGGAAGAUUUGAUGGUAGAAGAGACAUUGUUGAUAGGGGUAGGGAUAGAAGUUAUAGUCGUAGCCCUGAAAGGGUUCGCACAUGGGGUUAUAGCCGUAGUCGUAGUAGAAGCAGCAGCCGCAGUCGCAGCCACAGCCGCAGUAGGAGUCGGAGUUGGUCUCGAGGCCGUAGUCGUAGCUACAGCCGUAGUCCUCGACGUAGCCGGAGCUACAGCCGUAGUCCUCACCGCAGUCGCAGUCGAAGCUAUGACAGAUUUGGGAGGCCAGAUGAAAGAAACUAUGCUGAGAAGGAUGUUAAAGCUCCAGAAUUUGAAGCCCGUGGAUCAGGGAUGUCUCCUAUGUCCCCAAGUAAACAUGGUACUACAUUUUCAGGGGUGGAGGGAGCACCGGUGGUUGAGAGUGCUGUGCCUGAGGCUGUGCAUCCAGAGGCUGCAGAAGUGCCAGCUGUAGAGUCUGUUCCUGAAGCUUGAGUCGCAGAACAUUUAUCAAUCUGGGUAUUUUAUUAUUUUGUCCAAGUUUUUGUUAACCAAAGUGUUCCUGAGGCUGGGGAUUUAUGUUGAUUGAUAGUAGUGAGAGGGAAAGGAAUUUGGCUAUCUUGGUGAAUCUUUAUAUGAUGAGUAAUCCUGUUUUGCCUGUCGAGUUAAGCAUUGCAGUGGAGGGGAGCUUUAGUUCAGAUACGUUUUAAUUAGAUUUAGCUUCAUCCCAUUUUUUUGGGGACCAACUCUGGGUGAUUAUUAUGUGAUUUUGGGCUUGUCGGAACUAGGAUGGACAAGCACAAGGUCAAUGAAUUACUUAAGUUAUUCAUAUUAAUUGAUCAUGUCUGGAUAAUUUAGUAUUUA